Messenger RNA from Pseudonaja textilis, 613 nucleotides. RefSeq names its product olfactory receptor 10V1-like. The record is from RefSeq and is a predicted model, not a curated record. Gene Ontology annotation, biological process: G protein-coupled receptor signaling pathway. NCBI's taxonomy places the organism in Eukaryota, Metazoa, Chordata, Lepidosauria, Squamata, Elapidae. Gene Ontology annotation, molecular function: olfactory receptor activity; G protein-coupled receptor activity. Gene Ontology annotation, cellular component: membrane.
AUGAAGACUGAAAAUCAGACUGUGAAUCCACAAUUUUAUUUCCAACCAUUUACAACCAUCCCAGAGAUGAAGUGGCUGAUCUUCUGGACUUUUCUGAUUCUCUACUUGCUCAGCCUAAUUGGGAAUGUGUCUGUUGCUUUCAUCAUUUACACUGUAAGCUCUCUCCAUACCCCAAUGUAUUUUUUCUUGGCUAACCUGGCAUUUCUGGAGAUCGCCUACUCUUGUACCAUUGCCCCCUUAACUUUGGCUAAUCUCGCUUCAGUGAGAAGGAUCUCCAUUUCUUUGAGUGGGUGUGGCACCCAACUUUUUUUGUUUAUCUUGCUGGGGGGCUCAGAUUGCAUCCUGCUGGCUAUCAUGGCUUAUGAUCGAUAUGUGGCAAUAUGCCGCCCACUAAGCUACCCUCUCAUUAUGACCUGGAGAAUGUGUAUGAGUCUUAUGGUUGGGACAUGGGCCAUGUGUGGGUUCUUGUCUUUCCAGUUGUGUCUCCUCAUACUGACUCUGACUUUUUGUGACAAUAAUAUGGCAAUCAGAAAUUUUUUCUGUGAUUUUCCUGCUCUAAUGAAAGUGGCAUGUGGAGACACCCAUGCCCAACAACUUGGCCUUUUUAUUACAA